AUGGAAUCGAUUGAGAAGAACACUGAAGCACCCUCGGUGACGAGGAUAGAGACGCAAAACCGUUCACCAGAUGCCGACAAGAAAGAUGUUGUUCCCAUUGAGGAGGAAGCGGUGCUGGACGCGCAGCAUAUCAACCUCAGCUGGAGGUCGUGGCUUGUGGUUUUUGUAACAUGUUUUGCAAUUAUGGCGCAGGUGUUUGUCGUCGUUGCGGCAGGAUCAGUAAUUGCUUUCAUCGUUCGCGAUCUGGGUGAUUCUUCUAUCUCUGGUUGGGUGAUUCAGGGACCACUCCUGAUGCAGAGUGUCCUGUCCCCGAUUGUCGGUCGCCUCUCUGAUGUUCUUGACCGCAAGUAUAUCGCGGCCGUCCCGCCCCUCAUCGCUUGUGUCGGGGCCAUCAUCUCGGCCAAGGCCACCUCGAUGAGCAUGCUUAUCGGCGGUGGCAUCCUCAUCGGCACAACACUUGCCACCAUCUCCAUCGUGCAGGCGAUCCCCUCAGAGAUCUUGCCACUCAAAUAUCGGGCUCUGGCGAACGGCUUUGCGUUUAUGGGUGGCGCUAUUGGCGGAGUUAUUGGAAGUCUUGGUGCUGGUGCUGUGACCGACCUCAACGAGCAAGGCUGGCGAUACAUCUUCUGGAUGCAGGCAGCCUUCCACGGGGCCACCUCUCUUGGCCUGUUUCUUUUCUACUGGCCGCCCAGGCAACAACGAUUACACCCGGAGAUGCGCAUCAGAGACUAUAUCUGGGCUUGUGAUCCCGUGGGUUCUGCGCUGUUUGUCUGCAGUGCCACUCUUCUCCUCCUUGCUCUAGACUGGGCUGGCGGCUCGUAUGCAUUUUCCGAUCCUCAUGUUGCCGUUCCUCUGGCCUUGGGUCUUGGAUUGUUGUUUGUAUUUGCAGGCUAUGAGUGGCGAGGGCGGUCCGAUGGUCUCCUGGCCCAUGUUUUCUUCCGCAACAACGCAAAUUUUGCACUUUCUACAUUUGCCUUCGCCGUGGAAGGCUGGAUCUUCUACAGCGCCGUCAACUCGGUCGUCCCACAGAUCAUUCUCAAUCUGGGUUUCCAGACCAACUCGUGGCUCAUCUCGAUCCGGCAGCUGAGUUACACCCUCCUCACCAUGUUUGCCUCGAUUCCGAUCACCUGGUAUGCGACGGCAUACAAGGACAUGAAAUCACCGUUGAUAGUCACAUUUACUAUAUUUUUGGUUGUAUCCAUCUGUUACGCCUGCAUUCAACCGUCAUGGAAUAAAGCCCAGAUAGGCUUCAGUGUGCUCGCGGGUAUUGGACAGUCCGGGCCUCUUACUCUGCUCGUCGCCUGUGUUCAGUUCACAGCACCUCACGCUUACCUGUCGACAGCCACAGGUAUGGCCUUCUCUGCUCGAGCUAUCGGAGGCGCCUUCGGUUCUGCCGUCCUGGACGCAAUUAUCAACGGCCGUCUGGCCACGCACUACGCCUCCGCCGUAGGCAAAGCAGCAGUCCAAGCCGGACUCCCCGAAGCCAGCGUUCCCGACCUCCUGACUGCUCUUGCGUCAGGCGUGCUUACGGGAGUGGAGGGUGCCACGUCGGCGGUCUGGGCGGCGGCUGUGGAUGAGAGCAGGUGGCAGUAUGCGAAGGCUUAUCAGCUGGCGUGGGCCAGCGUGAUUCCGUUUGUCGUACUGGCGCUGGUGGCUGUGAUAUUCCUGAGAGGGGUUAAGGAGCUUAUGACAGAGAAGGUUGAGGCGACGGUUGAGCAUGUUGACCAGCAAGGUUUGGAAGGCUCUGGGAAACAAGACUUGCCGUAG
This is a messenger RNA of Cryphonectria parasitica EP155, 1767 nucleotides long. RefSeq names its product MFS general substrate transporter. The record is from RefSeq and is a predicted model, not a curated record. Gene Ontology annotation, molecular function: transmembrane transporter activity. The transcript has 8 exons. Lineage: Eukaryota; Fungi; Ascomycota; Sordariomycetes; Diaporthales; Cryphonectriaceae. Bases 1 to 1767 code for a protein of 588 amino acids. Gene Ontology annotation, biological process: transmembrane transport.